Messenger RNA from Myotis lucifugus (little brown bat), 2236 nucleotides. It is a transcript of the gene SLC1A2, whose product is annotated as solute carrier family 1 member 2. The coding region runs from base 395 to 2137 and encodes 580 amino acids. Gene Ontology annotation, biological process: L-glutamate transmembrane transport. Gene Ontology annotation, molecular function: neutral L-amino acid transmembrane transporter activity; L-glutamate transmembrane transporter activity; glutamate:sodium symporter activity. Lineage: Eukaryota; Metazoa; Chordata; Mammalia; Chiroptera; Vespertilionidae. The record is from RefSeq and is a predicted model, not a curated record. Gene Ontology annotation, cellular component: plasma membrane. The transcript has 12 exons.
CCAGGCCAGCAGCAGCUGUUGCCUUGGUUUUUAAGAAGGGAAGCCAUACCACGUCGAUUAUUUACAUUCCAAGUGACCUGGAGUUGUUAAAUCAACCAGCAGAGCUCUCUAAAGCCCAAGACUACAUCCGGGACAACUGGGCAGCAGUGGAGUUGACAGCGGUCGCCAUUUACCAGUGUGGUCUGGGCUCCUUGUCGUCCUCCUCCUGGCUUCUCCUUGAGAGUCAUCAGCGGGGUUCAAACAAGAUUUGCUGGUUCCUGAGCUCGGCUCACUGUAGACCUGAACUAUGAAGUGUCAAGAGAUCAAACCAGUCCAGGGAACAACAGAGAUUAGCUGGGAUUUAAAAUAAAACUCUUUAACAAGAGGUCACCUAGAAUAACCCACGUAUGUGUCCAUGAAGAGGCCUGAGGACCGUAUUCGGAGAAGUGCCAACAACAUGCCCAAGCAGGUCGAAGUGCGGAUGCCCCACAGCCACCUCAGCUCGGAGGAGCCGCCCAAGCACCGGAACCUGGGGCUGCGGCUGUGCAGCAAGCUGGGGAAGAACCUGCUGCUCACUCUGACGGUGUUGGGUGUCAUCUUGGGGGCAGUAUGUGGAGGGCUUCUUCGCUUGGCAUCUCCUAUCCACCCUGAUGUGGUUAUGUUAAUAGCCUUCCCAGGGGAUAUACUCAUGAGGAUGCUAAAAAUGCUCAUUCUCCCUCUAAUCAUCUCCAGUUUAAUCACAGGGUUGUCAGGCCUGGAUGCUAAAGCCAGUGGGCGCCUGGGCACGAGAGCCAUGGUGUAUUACAUGUCCACCACCAUCAUCGCCGCGGUCCUGGGCGUCAUCUUGGUCUUGGCUAUCCACCCAGGGAACCCCAAACUUAAGAAGCAGCUGGGGCCUGGGAAGAAGAAUGACGAAGUGUCCAGCCUGGAUGCCUUUCUGGACCUUAUUCGAAAUCUCUUCCCGGAAAAUCUUGUCCAAGCCUGUUUUCAACAGAUUCAAACGGUGACGAAGAAAGUCCUGGAGGCGCCUGAGUCAGAAGAGGAGAGCAAUGUCACAACCUCUGUUGUCUCCCUGCUGACCCAGACUGCGACAGAGGCACCAGAGGAAAUGAAGGUGGUUAUCAAGAAGGGUCUGGAGUUCAAGGACGGCAUGAAUGUCUUAGGUCUGAUAGGGUUUUUCAUUGCUUUCGGCAUCGCCAUGGGGAAGAUGGGCGAGCAGGCCAAGCUGAUGGUGGAAUUCUUCAGCAUCUUGAAUGAGAUUGUAAUGAAGUUAGUGAUCAUGAUCAUGUGGUACUCCCCGCUGGGUAUUGCCUGUUUAAUCUGUGGGAAGAUCAUUGCCAUCAAGGACUUAGAAGUGGUUGCUCGGCAACUGGGGAUGUACAUGGUCACCGUGAUUGUGGGCCUCAUCAUCCAUGGGGGCAUCUUUCUCCCCUUGAUUUACUUUCUAGUGACCAGAAAAAACCCUUUCACCUUUUUUGCUGGCAUUUUCCAAGCUUGGAUCACUGCCCUGGGCACCGCUUCCAGUGCCGGAACUUUGCCUGUCACCUUCCGUUGCCUGGAAGAAAACCUGGGGAUUGACAAGCGUGUGACCAGAUUCGUCCUCCCGGUCGGAGCAACCAUUAACAUGGACGGUACAGCCCUGUAUGAAGCAGUGGCUGCCAUCUUUAUUGCCCAAAUGAAUGGUGUGGUCCUGGAUGGAGGCCAGAUUGUGACCGUGAGCCUCACGGCCACACUGGCAAGUGUCGGCGCAGCCAGUAUCCCCAGCGCUGGGCUGGUCACCAUGCUCCUCAUUCUGACAGCUGUGGGCCUGCCAACGGAGGACAUCAGCCUGCUGGUGGCUGUGGACUGGCUGCUGGACAGGAUGAGAACGUCAGUCAAUGUUGUGGGUGACUCUUUUGGGGCUGGGAUUGUCUAUCACCUCUCCAAGUCUGAGCUGGAUACCAUUGACUCCCAGCACCGAGCGCACGAAGACAUUGAAAUGACCAAGACUCAGUCCAUUUAUGACGACAUGAAGAACCAUAGGGAAAGCAACUCUAAUCAAUGUGUCUAUGCCGCACACAACUCUGUCAUAGUAGAUGAGUGCAAGGUAACUCUGGCAGCCAACGGGAAGUCAGCAGACGGCAGUGUUGAGGAAGAACCUUGGAAACGUGAAAAAUAAGGAUGUGACUCUCAGCAAAUUCUUGAAUAACCUCCCCAGUGUAUCUCAUGGUAAAAGAGGAUAUAAACAAGCUUUCUUUAAAAAGGAAAACAAAACAAA